Diatraea saccharalis (sugarcane borer) is the source of this 879-nucleotide messenger RNA. Lineage: Eukaryota; Metazoa; Arthropoda; Insecta; Lepidoptera; Crambidae. The record is from the annotation of a GenBank genome assembly.
CUAUCGCUCGCUCCAGUUCGAUACCAGGGGAGGGCGCGAUGUGGCGGGCUGUCUCUAGCGUGGGUAUCUCACAUAGAGAAUUAACUAACAAUACUUCAAAGUAAAGUAUAACAAUACUAUAACAGGUUUGAUGUUGGAGAGUGAGCGAAAAGUAUUCGAGAAGAUGGACGGGAAAAGUCCGAUGUCCAAGUACUGGAUGCCGCUGGUGUGGGCGACUAACAUAAUAAACCGAGCGAGGAAAGAGGGUCUCAUAGCGAGUGAUCACAUCGUGCAGACGCUCCUGGUGGAGUUGUCAGACAUCAGACGCCGGCUGGGCGCGCUCAUCGGCUACGACACUGUCUGCGUGCCACUAGUGUACACACAGGUGGUAACGCUCGCUCUGUACACGUACUUCGUGGCGGCGCUCAUGGGUCGGCAGCUGGUGCCCGCAGCCCCCGGCAGCACCUCAAAGUACGAGCCUGACGUCUACUUUCCACUCUUCACCGCGUUACAGUUCUGUUUCUACGUGGGUUGGUUGAAGGUGGCCGAGGUGCUAAUUAACCCGUUCGGAGAGGACGACGACGACAUCGAGCUCAACUGGCUCAUAGACAGGCACAUCAAGGUUUGUAUUCUUUUAGUUUAUCUUCAUUAGAUUUGCCUAUUAAUGAAUUAUUGUCCCCACUGCAGAAUCACUAUUGAUUCAUCACGGUUUGCAUCGAAUAGGGGUAAGGGGCUAUAACCCACCACGGCUCCAACGCGAAUUGACGUUCAUGCUUAAUUAUAAAACGAGGACUAAUUUUAGUACCAGGUUCAAAUCGUUAUCCAACCGAGAUGAGUCUACACGUAUCUAUCUAACGUUUUCUCUUCUGUCAUUCUUAAUUCAGUUUAGGCCAAUUUUUU